Molecule: messenger RNA, 1095 nt
Organism: Venustampulla echinocandica
Lineage: Eukaryota; Fungi; Ascomycota; Leotiomycetes; Helotiales; Pleuroascaceae
Exons: 5
Coding region: 1-1095 (364 amino acids)
Cellular component (GO): intracellular anatomical structure
Molecular function (GO): oxidoreductase activity, acting on NAD(P)H, oxygen as acceptor
Source: RefSeq, a predicted model, not a curated record
AUGUUUCGAACACAAUUGCUUCGUCAUGCUGCUCGGGCUGUGAGAGCUUCCUCCAGUCCCGUUAAAGCUCGCGCAGUCCCAACCCCUCUGCUCUCCCAGACAACCCGUAGAUCAUUCAUGAUGACUGCCCAAAAAGACCAAAAGGGCAAGAAGACCAAUGAAGAGCCAGAACUAGAACAUGAGGGCUCCUUCGCCCGUACCGAUUCAUCCGUGCAAGUUGAAUACCCAGCAGAAGGCGAACUGCCCUCCAGCACUCCCGUUCAGGGCAGAGGCGGAGCACAUCUGAAGCGUACGCUGGCGACUUACUCCCUUGAGGGGAGAGUUGGCGUAGUCACAGGUGGCGCUAGAGGAUUGGGUCUGGUGAUGAGCCAGGCAAUGGUCAUCAGCGGUGCCGAUGUUGCAAUUGUGGAUUUAAACAAGGAGGAAGCAGAGAAGCAAGCCGUGGAGCUUAUGGCUUCUUUCAGAAAGGAGAACCCCGAAGCAACUAACGUUCCAUUGGUCACCGCACACUAUGCGGACGUGUCCUCGCCAGAAUCCGUGGAGGCAGUGAUCGCAGAUAUCAUCAAGCAACACGGGAAGAUUGACAACCUCGUCACUUCGGCAGGAUUCACUGAGAACUUUGAGGCCAUCAACUACCCCAUCGACCGAGUCCGGAAGCUAUGGGGCGUCAACGUCGACGGCACCUAUCUAUUUGCCAUCGCCGUGGCUAAGCACUUGAUGGCGCGAAAGGAACCAGGCAGCAUGGUCUUCGUUGGCAGCAUGUCCGGUUCCAUCGUCAAUGUGCCCCAGCCUCAAGCACCGUACAAUGCUGCCAAGGCAGCCGUGAGACAUUUGGCGGCCAGUUUGGCGGUCGAGUGGGCCCAUGCUGGUAUCAGAGUUAACUGUAUUUCCCCGGGAUAUAUGCUCACAGCACUUACCAAGAAGAUUCUUGAUGACAACCCGGAGCUUAAGAAUCAAUGGACAUCUCUUAUUCCCCAGGGCAAAAUGGGUAACCCGGAGGAUCUGAUGGGACCGGUUACAUUCCUGUUAUCGGAUGCUUCAUCCUAUGUCACUGGAGCUGAUCUACGUGUGGACGGCGGCUACACCGUCACGUAA